AAGGCGUUUAUAAUGCGGGAACAUUAGUCAGGUGAACCUGCUGCGCAAAGCUCUAUUCCAGAAUUGGACCUUGACCAUGUUCAUCUGUCACUGUAUCUCAUUAUGAACGCUCCCAUGAACCAACAUAACCCUGAUAAAAAACUGGUAGUCCGAUGUACCUUCAAUAAAAAUCACAAAAAAAUCACAUUUCAGAGUGCUCAAAGAUGCACUUUUGAUAAUUUACGGGAAAAGAUCGUGCAAUGCUUUUCGUUAUCCGCUUCCUCCUUUGACAUCUGGUACAAGGACGAUGACGGAGAAACAUUGAAAAUAUGGACCGAUGAUCAACUCACAGGGGCGAUAACCUACUUUGCAGACGCCGCAGAUGACGCGCACACGUCUUCUGCAUCUUCUAUAUUCUCUGGGCGCGGUUUUGGAAGUAGAAAGAUAACACUUCCUGUACAAAUUGAAGUCGAAUAUGAAGGACCGAGUUUGUCCGACACAGGUUCAAUAGCCAGCAUUGAAGAAUAUGGGAGUCGAAAUGGAGAUGUAGGCGAAUGGUCAUCUGCUUUCAGUGCCAGGGACCUAGACGAUGAUUCUGCCACGGUCAGCUCUCGGGAUAAUGGACGGCUAUCUACCAGAAGUUUUGUUCGUAAUCGGGUAUCAUCACCAUUGCAUGGACGUGCUUCACAGCUUUCGGGUGAAUCUUCUUGGGACGCAUUCUCUGGUUCCACUGGGCCCGCGCGGUCUAUCUCGAGACAAAACCAGGACCCAUUUGCCGAUUCCAACGGCCAGUCUCCAAAUGGAAUAUUGGAACGGUUGAGGUUGGAAAAUGAUGCUGCCAGUACCGACUACGAUCCCUUGGCAUCUGAUCAACGUGGUACACAUUGGUUGAAGGAACAGAACGAGCGCGCGAAACGUUCGCUGGGAGUUUUACCUGCCUCCUCUGCUUCUGACGAAUCAUCCUUUUCAUUACUUGAGCAGGAGGACCAAGUAGGUCCCUUGUCGCUGCAACGUGCUCCGACUGGGCGGUACUACUAUGAGUACGACUCAGAAGCUUCCCAAUCCCAAAUGACUGGACCUGAGGAUAGAGGUUUUGAAAUAGACCCCAGCAUUGAUGGUGGAAUAAAUGGAAAACCACGUCCCACCUCGAGGCAAUGGGCUUGGGUUACAGCGCAGCAGGAUGCUACGGCUCUUCGGCCACCUCCGCAUACUCAUCGCUCCGAUCCCUCUCUCGAAACAAUCGUUCCGGCAGAAAUUCUUCAAAACUUGGACCCUCCGCGCGGGGAGAACCUGACUUGUUGCUCAGGGUGUGGCCGCUUCCUUAAUUAUGUGAAAUAUGUUUGUUACACUUGUAGAGAUAAGGAAACCGGUUCUGACAUAUCGUCUCCAACUUCCUCUAACAAGGGUAAAGGUAGGGAUUGCCCACCGUUUACAUAUCCCCCUACGCCACUUCAAACCAAUAUCUAUACUUCACCGCUAUCUCUUAACUUCUCAAGUUCCUCGAACACAUUUGUAGGAAGUCCUUCCAAGCGCAGGCCAUUACCUCCUCAACCAAGUGUCAGUACUUCUUUUGCCACCUUAGUGCCUCCUACUUCUCCACGGAUGGCAACUGGGUACGAACUUUGUUACGAAUGUAUUGACGAAGUGGGUCACAUGCAUGCUAUCGAGGCUAUGAAUGAACCAGGCUCGUCUCCAACCACAAGUAAUCUUUCAUCAUCUUCCCCCAAAGAUGCAGCCGUCCAAUGGAGAAGGGCUCCUCCUAAACAGAAGGGUCAGUUGCGGCACGCAUACGUGGAGAAAAUAUGGGGGCAUAACGGUUGGGACGAUAUUGUUCAUACCGAAAAGGAAACGGAGAUCUGCUCUGCCUGUAGCGCCAAAUCGUCGCCACAACAGAUGAUGUACAAAUGUGUAUCAUGUGAACGAUACCAAUUAUGUCGAGCUUGUUAUAGUCAAGUGCACGACCUUCAUCCUGUACACACAUUCCUUGUAUUACGAGGAAGACCUCCCAGUGAUUCUGACGUUACCUAUCCGAAAUCGUCCAAUGAUUUUGAGGAACCAUCUAAUGUGCACCGAGGAGUUGAAUGUGUAAACUGUCGUUUGGAGAUAGUAGGGGCACGCUUCCACUGCGUGGAGUGCGAAUCCGUCGAUAUAUGUUCAAACUGCGAUUCAAAUGGUCUUCCUGGUAAUAUCGAUUCAGCAGACGGUGGUCACCAUUCUUCCCACCUUUUAAUCAAGAUUACAAUUCCUCUCUCCAAUAGUGGAGUCCAAUCCGUCAGUCGGAAGGCAAGGAACCUCUGGACCAAAAACCCCGCAAACGUCAACCGCGUAGAACAAGCAACGUCGGAAAUAUCAUCAUACGCUCGCACAGUCAUUGGGAUGGGGAACAAGCCUGAAAGCCACGAAAUUCCAUGUGAUGCUUGUCAAAAAAUCAUAAUCGGAGUUCGAUAUCAAUGUGCAAACUGCCCGGCUCCCCAAUCGGGAUACAAUCUAUGUUCUUCUUGUGAAGACGCAUCGUACACAGUGCACAACCCCAUGCACGCGUUCUUCAAACUCCCUAGGCCAGUCGAUCUGCCCAUCAAGUCGAGUGUCCCGAUGAUACCUCAACUCUACAAAGUUCCUGCAGGCCCUUCAUCUGCCGUGUAUGACAUUGGAAACCCGACAGGCUACCUUCUCUCAAUAAUCCAUCCCAAGGUUCGCUGUGAUUGUUGUUACACCGAAAUCCAAGGCGCAUGGUUUCACUGCGCAAAUUGUGGGAAAGAUUUAUGCAGCACUUGCGAGAAGAUAGAUACCCACAAUGACUCUCAUGUCUUCCUAGUUUUCAAAGCCUUGGUUGACAUGCAAAUUCUGGGGAAUCUCAUUGUCAACACAGAGAAGCCCGUUCCUGUCCUCAAGAACCUUGUGUACACCGCUACUGACUAGGAUUUUGUGACUUCUCGGGACAUGUUGUAUCAGAUA
This is a messenger RNA of Lentinula edodes (shiitake mushroom), 2934 nucleotides long. RefSeq lists its product as uncharacterized. Gene Ontology annotation, cellular component: aggresome; amphisome. Gene Ontology annotation, molecular function: zinc ion binding; protein kinase C binding; K63-linked polyubiquitin modification-dependent protein binding. Gene Ontology annotation, biological process: mitophagy; endosome organization; aggrephagy. The transcript has 14 exons. The record is from RefSeq and is a predicted model, not a curated record. The coding region runs from base 103 to 2898 and encodes 931 amino acids. Lineage: Eukaryota; Fungi; Basidiomycota; Agaricomycetes; Agaricales; Omphalotaceae.